UCACAGGCGGCUGUGAGCUCCUCUUCCAAGUGGACACAUGGACACGUGCGCCUCUAAACGUGUCUGAGCGCGGGUACCCGGAGGUCUCCCGGGCUUGUGUCUGUCAUCGUGCGCCCUUGAGGCUAGCAGGGGGCAGGUGGCGGGAACCUGCGCGUCCUUCCCCCCGGGGAGGCGGGGCCCGUCGGACGCGGUCUGCCCCCUGCGCUAAGUUAUUUAGAGAUUUAGCGUCAUCCUGGCUUAGCGUCCUUGCUACACGUUCGCAGGCCCCGAAGGGGGGUCGCCUCCUGCACCCGUGACCUCCACUCUGCAAAGGAGCAGUGCUUCCGUUCGGUUCCCAGGGGCGAGCGGGAAAGAAACGCAGUGGAAGAAACGCGGAAAAGCGCGCGUGGACACUCCUUAGAGGGACGGCUGUGCUGCGCCCCGGAGCAGCCUAGUGUCAGAGCAAGGCUGCCGCUGCUCCCUGCAGGACCAUCAUCCUUUCAAAAAGAGUCGACCGGUUACCAGAUACGGUUGCCAGUUUAGAAUGGGUAAUCGAGGGUUUCCCUGGGCAGCCCUGGCUGUCCCAGAACUUGCUCUGUAGACCACGCCGGCCUCGACGUCUGCCUGCCUCUAUUUCCCGAGUGCUGGGAUCAGAGCACGGGCCACCGCUGCCUAGGAUGGGUGACGUUGCUGAGCCGUCUCUGACUCAGAACCACAGCAUCUUUGACUCAAGGCUACACUGUUGCUAAUCAAGAGAGGCCUCAGCUGCCAUUGUUUCAGAGCGCCGUGACAUUGCAACAUUGCCUGGCUGCCCACACAGAAAAACUUCCCUGAAAGAGCGCUUCAGAGUGCCAGCGCCCAGACAGCCGGAACUGCUGUUUUGCCAGCGGAAGCAGUACCACAGUGUAUUAAAUGCGUUCUACUUUUGCCGCCUUCUGUCACAACCCAUGUCUCCCCAGCCUGUCAGAGUCAUGCCCGUGAGACGACAGCUUGUGAGGCUAAGAGAAUGUUUGAAGGUGAGAUGGCAAGUUUAACUGCCAUCCUGAGGACAGGCACAGUGAAAGCGCCCAAGCCUCUCAAGGUUCUCGAUGCCCCAGGAGGCGGGAGCAUGCUGGUGAUGGAGCAUUUGGACAUGCACUACCUGAGCAGCUUUGCUGCCACGCUUGGGGCCCAGCUUGCAGAUCUACACCUUGAGAACAAGAAGCUUGGAGAGGGGCUCGUGAAGGAGGCCGGCACCGUGGGGAGAGGCGCCGGCCAGGCGGAGCGGCUCUUCGUGGACCAGUUUGGGUUUGAAGUAGUGACAUGCUGUGGGUACCUCCCCCAGGUAAAUGACUGGCAGAAGGACUGGGUCACAUUCUACGCCAGGCAGCGCAUCCAGCCCCAGAUAGACAUGGUGGAGGAGAAUUGUGGGGACCGGGAAGCUCUUGAACUGUGGUCUGCCCUGCAGUUGAAGAUCCCUGACCUGUUCCGCGAUCUGGAGAUUGUGCCUUCCUUGCUUCAUGGAGACCUCUGGGGAGGGAAUGUAGCAGAAGAUUCCUCUGGACCCAUCAUUUUUGACCCAGCAUCCUUCUACGGCCACUCAGAAUAUGAGCUUGCAAUAGCUGGCAUGUUUGGGGGCUUCAGCAGCUCCUUUUACUCUGCCUACCAUAGCAAAAUCCCUAAAGCCCCCGGAUUCGAGAAGCGCUUGCAGCUCUAUCAGCUGUUUCACUAUCUGAACCACUGGAAUCACUUUGGAUCUGGGUAUAGAGGAUCCUCUUUAAACAUAAUGAGGAAUCUCAGCAAGUGAGGGGGCCUCCCCCGGAGGGAGGAGUUCCUGUGAGUGCGCUGGGCCUUCUAAUGAGAUGACAGUAUAUCUAGAUGAAGUCUUAGCAUCGCAGGUCCCACUGUGAUCUGAGGGGAAUGCCUCAGGGUCAAGAGACCAGAUUCCAACUGUUUGCUCAAGGAGCUCAUGAUUCUCCACACUCCCCAUUCGCAUGAAUUCUUCCCAUUUACUCCGUGGCUGGACCUGCUUAGAAUCCCGUAAUGGUUUGUUUCUUUUUCCUUUUUUCCUCCCCUUUCCCCCUAUUCUUCUCUCAUAUUUUACAUUCUUACCAGUUUCCCCUUCCUACCCUCCCCACUAUCUUCUCCUCUCUCCCUCAGGCCCAUCCCCCCUUCACCUCCCCUCAGAAAAGAGCAGGCCUCCUAGGGACAUCAACCAAACAUGGCAUAAGAAGCUAUAAUAAGACCAGGAACAUACUUUCACAUCAAGACUGGAUGAGGCUACCCAGUAGGAGGAGAAGGUCUCACACGUAGGUGAAAGAGUCGGGACCCCCGCUCCCACUGUUAGGAUUCCCAGAAGAACACCAAAGAACUUAGCCAUAGCGUGCAUGCAGAGGACCUAGGUCAGACCCUGCAGGCUCCCUGUUCACUCUAAGCCCCUGUAUCCCUGUCAGUUGACUCGGUGGGCCAUAAGCUUUGUAAAGUAUGGCUUAUCUCAGAGGAAAGGUUAUGUGCACAUUGAAAGACUUCCUGGCUAGAUUAGGCCUCACUGGUGAUGUGAACACAGACAUAUGAAGUUCAGGUAUAGUGAGCCACACUCUGCUGCAAGGGAGAAGAAGGGUGAGAGACUGUGUUGGUACAGUGAAGGGUACCCACUGUGCUGGGAAGUGGCCACUGUACCCACUCGCCAGCUCUUCCUUGUGAAUUACCAUUUCUGAGCUGUUCACAGUGACUCUUUGUGAUGCUUAGACUUGAUCUAGACAUGGCGUCAUCUUAUUAGAAGAUUAGAAUAAUGACCAGUUCUAAAAUGGAUGACAUUCCUUUGCUUAUGUAGCACUUCUGGACCCUGCUCUAAGCUGAGUAGCUCUGGAGAUUGCCUUGUAGACUGACCAAACUACCAACCUUAAAGGUAACUUGGCUAAGUUUAGAAGCCUGGAAAUACUCCUGUUAUGCCAACUUUGUGCUCUUUUCUUCCUUCACUCCAUCUUUCUUUUUUCUUUCUUCCUUCUGUCCUUCCUUUUUCUUUUCCUUCCUUCCUUCCUUCCUUCCUUCCUUCCUUCCUUCCUUCCUUCCUUUCUUCUUUCCUUUCUUCCUUCCUUUUUUCUUCCUUUCUUUUUUGUUUUUUUAAGACAGGAUUUCUCUGUGUAGCCCUGGAUGUCCUAAACUCGCUCUGUAGACCAGGCUGGUCUUGAACUUGGAGAUCCACCUGUUUCUCUGCCUCCCAAGCACUGGGAUUAAAGGCGUGAGCCGCCACCACCCAGCUUUGUGCUGUUUUCUAAAGUUGUCAUUCCACCGAAACAUAUGAACAUUGUAUUAAUAUUUUUCUGUUUUUCAGCAUUGUAGAAAUGGGAGGUUUGAUGAAUGACACUGAUGUUGAGAAAUCUUUUUGCCUAAAAAUUUUAAUAAAAUUGCAGUUGUUUCAGUGAA
This is a messenger RNA of Meriones unguiculatus (Mongolian gerbil), 3384 nucleotides long. RefSeq names its product fructosamine 3 kinase related protein (gene Fn3krp). The record is from RefSeq and is a predicted model, not a curated record. The transcript has 6 exons. Bases 986 to 1765 code for a protein of 259 amino acids. NCBI's taxonomy places the organism in Eukaryota, Metazoa, Chordata, Mammalia, Rodentia, Muridae.